Purpureocillium takamizusanense is the source of this 447-nucleotide messenger RNA. RefSeq lists its product as uncharacterized. The transcript has 3 exons. Lineage: Eukaryota; Fungi; Ascomycota; Sordariomycetes; Hypocreales; Ophiocordycipitaceae. The record is from RefSeq and is a predicted model, not a curated record. The coding region runs from base 1 to 447 and encodes 148 amino acids.
AUGGGGCCCGACGGCAACGACCUUCCCUGCCUCGGCGAGACCAUCGAUGAGGCCAAGGCCGAGGCCAGGCGAUACAAUUCGCAUAUCAAGGGCCAUUGCGACUCACGAACCGACCAAUGCCACUUUCAGAAAGUACGGGUAGUGGGAGACCAACGAGAUUGGGGUUUUGAGUGGAAGCCUCUAGAUGUAAGAUGCGACGACAACACUUGUAAGACGGGCUGCACCGUCGAGUUUGCCCUACAAGAUCUACGUCCACCGCCGGACAACAUGAACCAGUGGAAGAACGGGAACAUCCCACCACCCAAGACCGUGAUUCAGCCCAAGGCGGGAGCCAGACCGGCACGCACGAAGCGAAGUCCCAACGACCCGCCGUCGCAGAGCAACUCCCAAUCGAACGACGACGCCCACAACGACCUGACGUCAUGGGCCAUGUUGACCUGCUGGUGA